This is a messenger RNA of Nelumbo nucifera (sacred lotus), 3368 nucleotides long. The record is from RefSeq and is a predicted model, not a curated record. Lineage: Eukaryota; Viridiplantae; Streptophyta; Magnoliopsida; Proteales; Nelumbonaceae.
UACUGUUUUCUUUUCAAACUCUUCUGAAUCUUCUUAUUUCCUCGAAUUGAUUGCUUCGUUUCCGUUGGAUCCGCAAGUUUUUCCCAUACUGGUCUUUGAAAAUUGUUUCUGGUUUCCUGGUUUUCACCGAUCUUUUGUCUUGUUUGAAACUGGUUCCGUGGAUUAAGCGGAAGAAAUCCCGGUGGAAAUGGUUCUAGUGUUUUUGUUCAACUCUGUAUUGCGUUUGGAGAGAACUUUGAACGUUUCAAACGUUUAUGGUCUUAUUGAUAAAGGUUAGGUUUUGGGGUGUCUGCGUUGGGUAUCAACGUCUUCAGAGUUCAGUCUUAUGAUAUUUCGGAUUAUGGAAAUAAGUACUAGUUUGCCAUAAGUACUGAAGAUUGAUUAGAUUUUGAGAUCUUAUGUUUCUUUAGAAGUGCAAACAUCCAAGAAUCACAAUCUUCUGGAAUAAUGGAAAGCAAAGGUUCUAAUGAGAAAAAUGCAGUGGUCCCCCCAACUUCUGAAAAUCCAGAGACGGAUACAGGUGAUCUUCAAAAAGAAGAGGAAUUACAGACUGAAAUGGAAUCUUCAAUAAUCACUGAGGAACAUUCCAAUUUAGGCAACAGGCAAGGAGGAGAAGGCUCAAAUGUUAAGGUUGAAGAAUCUAGAGGAUUGGAAUCCAAAAGUCAAGAAGAGAAAAAACAAUCUACCGGGGAGAUUCUAAACGAGAAAAAUGUGGUGGACUCUCCAACUUCUGAUAGGCCAAAGACGAAUACAGUUGAUCAUCAAGAAGAAGAGGAAUUACAGACUGAAAUAGAAGAGCCUUUAAAGGUCACCAUGAAACAUUCCAAUUUAGACAGCGCAGAAGGAGGAGAAGGUUCAGAUGUUAAAUUUGAGGAGUCUACAGUAUUGGAAUGUAAAACCCAAGAAGAGAAAAAACAGUCUUCUGAGGAGAUUUUAAGUGAGAAAAAUGUGGUGGUCCCUCCAACUUCUGAAAUUCCAGAGAUGGAUACAGUUGAUCUUCAAAAUGAAGAGGAAUUACAGGCUGAAAUGAAACCUUUAAAAAUCACAGAAAAACACUCCAAUUUAGACAACAAGGACAGAAUAGAAGGAUCAGAUGUCAAGAUUGGGGGGUCUAGAGGGUUGGAGUCUUUAAGUCAAGAAGAGAAAAAGCAGUCUGCUAAGGAGAUUCUAAUUGAGGAGAAAAAAAAAGAUCCUGUCUUUGAUGGAACUGAGAUCCCUGAGAAGGAAGUUACUAGGAAUUCAUCUGCAUGUGCCUCAAAUGUUGAUCCAGAGGAGAUACAGGGAUAUGCUUGGCCUGCUGUGACACUCAGGAACUUUGUUAAGGAGAAGAAAGUAAUUGGCGUCUCUACUUUUCUUAGUCAGCUUUUGAGAAAAAGAGAUGAAAGGGAACAAAAUCUUUCCUAUGACAAAGAUAAAAAUGAUGGCUCAGAUAGUAACAUGAAGGAAGAAGAGAAUUCUUCCUCAGAAGCCAAAGCAAAAGAAGUUUCUCAGAAAACGGAGGGACAAUCUUUAUGGAAUCCUUUAAGAUAUAUUAGGAUUGUACGGGAUCUUGAUACAGAGAACAAAAAUGAGGGAAGGAUAGAUGUACGUGUAGAAGAAUUGGCACAACCAUUAGCAAUGAGAGGGCGGAUUAUAUUGUAUACAAGGCUUGGUUGUCAGGAUUGUAGAGAAGUUAGGUUAUUGCUGCAUUCAAAAAGGCUAAGUUAUGUUGAGAUUAACAUUGAUAUCUAUCCAAGUCGAAAGCUGGAGCUAGAGAAAAAUACUGGUUCUAAUGCUGUUCCUAAGGUGUUCUUCAAUGAAGUCCUGGUGGGAGGGUUGUGUGAGCUUAGGACCAUGGAUGAGUCUGGAAAGCUUGAUGACCUUAUUACUCAAGAACCAUCAGAUGCAGCUCCUUUACCACCACUCUCUGGUGAAGAUGACAUGUCCAGUAGUGGGACAGUGGAUGAGUUGGCUAUUAUUGUUCAGAAAAUGAGAGAAACUGUUGUGGUUAAGGAUAGGUUUUAUAAGAUGCGAAGGUUCACCAACUGUUUUGUAGGGUCAGAGGCUAGUUGGAAAGAGAAGAGACAGGCUGUUGAGCUUGGACAAAAGCUGGCAAAUAAACAUUUCUUCCAGCAUGUUCUUGAAGAGAAUGUCUUUGAAGAUGGUAACCACUUGUAUCGGUUCCUGGAUCAUGAUCCCCUUGUGUUGUCUCAUUGUUACAAUAUUCCAAGGGGCAUACUUGACGCCAAACCCAAGCCCAUAGUUGAAAUUGCAUCAAGGUUGAGAUUUUUGUCCUAUGCAAUCUUUGAAGCUUACACAUCUGAAGAUGGAAAACAUAUUGAUUACAGAAGUAUCCAUGGCAGUGAGGAGUUUUCAAGGUAUUUGAGAAUUGUUGAGGAACUUCAGAGGGUGGAGUUGCAGGAUAUGUCAAGGGAGGAGAAACUUGCCUUUUUCAUAAAUCUCUAUAAUAUGAUGGCCAUCCAUGGAAUAUUAGUUUGGGGCUAUCCUUUAAGUGCACAGGAGCGGCGGAAAUUGUUUGGAGACUUCAAGUAUGUUAUUGGUGGAAGCACCUAUUCACUUUCAGUUAUUCAUAAUGGCAUCUUAAGGGGAAAUCAACGACCUCCAUAUAAUCUCAUAAGGCCAUUUGGUGUGAAAGAUAAACGUUCCAAGGUUGCCCUUCCAUAUGUAGAACCACUAAUUCAUUUUGCACUGGUCUAUGGAACACGAUCUGGGCCAUCUCUCCGAUGCUACUCACCUGGGAACAUUGACAAGGAGCUGAUGGAGGCAGCCCACAAUUUUCUAAGGAAUGGAGGGGUCAUAAUUGAUGCUGAAACAAAGGUGGCAUCACUCAAUAAGAUUCUUCGAUGGUAUAGUGUGGAUUUCGGUAAGAGUGAGGUAGAGAUACUGAAGCAUAUAUCCAACUACCUGGUGGCGGAGAAGUCUGAGUUAUUGCUGGAGCUGCUUGCUAAUGGUCAGUUGAAAGUGACAUAUCAGCCUUAUGACUGGGGCAUGAACUCUUAGCAUUAGCAUCAGCUUCCUUCAGUGUUGCUUUAAAAAUAUUGUGGAGUAACUGUCAACCAAAUGAAGAUAACUGCAGCUCCUGAAAAGAGGGAAGUUUUCAUACUUUGUGGUUACGCCAUCCUGUCUUUCUCCUUCCCCGCUACCAUUUGUGUGGUUUGGUGUUUGACUCUUUUAGUAUCUUCUCCACCUGAUCUAAUUUCCGGAGCAGCAUUUUUCCUUAACUCAAAUGGUAUUAACCAAAAUGAAUUAAUUAUAUAUACAUCCUGUAAAUACCAAACAUAUGAUGUUAGCACUUAGCAGAUGGACCUUGGCAUCCUAAAUUUAGUGAAUCAAUAUGAUAAAUUGGACAAAAUUAAUGUGAAAUUAGA